AUGCUCUUGGCCCCUCGGCGCUAUGUGCGCUCCAUCCUGGGCGGCCUGGUCAUCUUCGGCCUUCUCUACUGGGGCCUCCUCGUCACGUCGCCGGCCCUCGGCGGUGCCACCUCGCACCAGGCCAGUCUGGAAUACUUCAUGAACGUAGAGCAACACCCCGACGCGUCACCGGUCAUAUUCAAGCCGAGCAGCUUCGACUGGGGCCAGGCGCCGCACCGGCACCUGCCACCGGACAACGUCACCCCGCUGCCCGCGGACAAGGCCCGCGCCCUGCCCAGGGUCCAGCACGUCUUUGGCCCGGAGUCGCCCGCGGCCGCGCGCGUGCGCGAGAAGCGCCGGUUGGCCGUCAGCCGCGUGUUCCAGGACGAUUGGGCGAGCUACCGCAAGUUUGCCUGGAAGAUGGACGCGCUCAACCCCAAGUCCGGCACCGGCAAGAGCCAGUUCUCCGGCUGGAUGGCCACCCUCGUCGACGGCCUCGACACCCUCUGGAUGCUGGGCCUGCGGAAAGAAUUUGACGAAGCGCUCGCCGUCGUCGCCGAGCUCGACUUUGGCCGGUCCACCGACCCCCGCGUCAACGUCUUCGAGACCACCAUCCGCUACCUCGGCGGCUUCCUCGCCGCCUACGACCUUAGCAAGCGCGAGGUCCUACUCAAGAAGGCCGUCGAGCUCGGCGACAUGCUCUACUCGGCCUUUGACACCGAGCACUACCUGCCCGUCGACUUUAUGCAAUUCGAGACCGCCAAGCGCGGCGUGGGCUUGGAGGUCGAGUCCUGGGUGGUGUCCGCCUCACCCGGCACGCUGUCGCUCGAGAUGACGCGCCUCUCCCAGCUGACCGGCGACCCCAAAUACUACGACGUUACCAACCGCCUCAUGGAGCUCUUCCGGGACCAGCAGAACGCGACCCGGAUCCCGGGGCUGUGGCCCGUGUGGAUCUCGAUGGCCAACCGGGACACCAAGAGCCGAGAGGACUUCACCCUCGGCGGCAGCGCCGACUCUCUCUACGAGUACCUCCCCAAGAUGCACGCCCUGCUCGGUGGCGGCAACCCCAUGUACGCGGACAUGACGAGGCAAUUCCUGGACGCCGCCACGAAGGAGCUCUUCUUCCGGCCGAUGCUGCCCGGCGGCGAAGACAUACUCAUCUCCGGCGCGGCCAAGGUGUCGGACGCGGGCCGGGUCGCCUUCGACCCGGAGAGCGAGCACCUGACGUGCUUCAUCGGCGGCGCCGUCGCGCUGGCCGGCAAGCUGCUGGCGAGCCCCGCCGACGUGGCCGUGGGCGCCAAGCUGGCCCGGGGCUGCGCGUACGCGUACCACGCAUUCGCGAGCGGCGUCAUGCCGGAGCGGUACAACAUGGUGCCGUGCGAGCCGCGGCUCGCCGACGCGUGCCCGUGGGACGAGAAGCGCUGGGAGGAGGGCAUCAAGGUCCGCAGGGAGUACAAGGAGACGCUGCCGCGGGGGUUCACGACGGCGAAAGACCCGCGGUACCUGCUGCGCCCGGAGGCCAUCGAGAGCCUGUUCCUGCUGUACCGCAUGACGGGCGACGUCGAGUACCAGGAGUCUGCGUGGCGCAUGUUCGAGGCGGUCGAGCGGCACUCGCGUACGACGCACGGCCACGCGGCCAUCCUCGACGUCGUCGGCGUGUACGACGAGGCGUCGCGGCAGAAGAACCUGGAAGACUACAUGGAGAGUUUUUGGUUUGGAGAGACGCUCAAGUACUUUUAUCUCAUCUUUUCUCCUCCCGACUUGAUUAAUUUGGAUCACUACGUUUUCAACACAGAGGCGCAUCCAUUCAAGCGCCCGGUAUAA
Molecule: messenger RNA, 1803 nt
Organism: Cordyceps fumosorosea ARSEF 2679
Lineage: Eukaryota; Fungi; Ascomycota; Sordariomycetes; Hypocreales; Cordycipitaceae
Product: class I alpha-mannosidase
Exons: 2
Coding region: 1-1803 (600 amino acids)
Biological process (GO): carbohydrate metabolic process; N-glycan processing
Cellular component (GO): Golgi membrane; endoplasmic reticulum
Molecular function (GO): calcium ion binding; mannosyl-oligosaccharide 1,2-alpha-mannosidase activity
Source: RefSeq, a predicted model, not a curated record